GAACAGUCCAAAUUUGAAGUUCCCUUUGUGGUUACGUCACGUCGAUGACAAAUCUCGUCCACAACAUUUUUGUCCUUUUACGGCAGUUACCAAAUUCUCGACCAAAUGUCGAAAAAUUUCACGAAUUAUGUUGAUUAAACAUCCGAAACCGGCAUCUAGAAAGUGGCUGAAGAAAGGAGCAGUAGCACUAUUCGUUUUCGAGGGUGCUUGUUUCGCUGGAAGUUAUUUUUUGUGGCAUAGAGCGAAUACAGAUAGAGAUUUCAGAAAGCAUCUAAAGGACAAUUAUCCGUUUUUGCUCGAGUACUAUUACAAGGCAGGCGAGUUACUGAACUCCCAGAGUAAUACCCGACAAGUGGACCAGAGCUAUUGGGGACAAGAGUAACUUUAUGGCUAACAGAUAUGUUAGAUCUGCAUUCUGGCUGUUCGCAUGCUCUAGUUUAGGGUAUGGCCUGCUUGUGAUCUCCUCGCCAUCUCAGGAAGAUAUUGAUAGGAUCAAACAGGAAUAUAAAGAUAAGGAAAGUAACAAAAGGAACAGACAGUUUAUGAAUGUUCUACAAACUGCAACAGAUAGUAGUGUACCUCUCUAUAGAUUAUCAAAAUCAGAAAUAGAAAAGCUGAUGAAAAAAGAUGAGUGAUAAAAUGGACCCACUUAUUAGCAUAGAAAAUUUUAGUGAGAAACCAAAUAAAAUAAAUCUACUAACAAAAAGAGAACUUGAGAGACAACUGAACAUACAGAAAAGAAAAGAUGAUAAGGAAUUACUUUCUGCUAGUAAUGAAAAAUUGGAAAUAUUCGAAGCUAUCUUUGCUGAGAAGAAGAGUUACAUAGAGAGCCUGAUAAAAAACUCUAGGAAUUUAUCCAAGAAUGAACUACCUGAUCAUUUCAACACUAUAUCAAAAGAAAUUUUAACGUUGCAAAAAUAUGUUGCUGCUUCAAAUAUCUUUCUACGUCAUUAUGAUCUGCAGAGGUGUCAAAAUACCUUACAAGAGCUUACAAACAAAGCAAAAUAUUUAGAAAAUGAGCUUUUGCCUAAGAAAAAAUUUAGCUUCAAAAACAGGAUGAAGGAAAAGGAUGUUAAAAAGGAAAAAGAGGAUGAAGUUGAUUCAGCAGUUUUUAAGCCCCAUGUUCCUGCUAUCUUUAACUCAUGCGGAUUUUUUAACAGAUCCGAUGAGACUUUGAACAUGUUGCCUUCAGAAAUUUUUAGAAAGGAUGUCUCCUUAGAAAACCUAGAAAAUUGCAUAGUUAUCUUAAAAGGAACAGCUUCUACUUUGCAUCUAAACCAUCUAAAGAAUUGUAAAGUCUUCACAGGCCCUGUGUCCACCUCGAUUUUUGCUGAACACUGCUUAAACUGCACCUUGGUGAUAGCCUGUCAACAGCUAAGGCUACAUAGCUCUGAAAAUGUACAAAUUUAUUUACAUGUAACUAGCAGAGCUAUCAUGGAGGACUGUAAGGAUAUUGCUGUUGCUCCUUACAAUUUGGACUAUAAAGGCGUAGAAAAAGACUUCGAAAACGCCCACUUGGAGAAAAAUGUAAACAACUGGAGGUGCGUGGAUGAUUUCAACUGGUUGAGUGAAAAACAUUCGCCAAAUUGGAAAGAGAUACCAGAACAUGAGAGAAUCCAAAGGUGGCAAGAGAUUGAGUGAUAGCUUUAAUAUUUUUGCAAUCUUUUUGAGUUUGUUGUAGUCAGCCAUUCCUUAUAAUUAUCUAAUUUACAGCACCUUACUAUUUAUAUUAUACAAAUAAACCUUUAUAAAAUCUAAAAAA
This is a messenger RNA of Acanthoscelides obtectus, 1762 nucleotides long. The record is from the annotation of a GenBank genome assembly. Lineage: Eukaryota; Metazoa; Arthropoda; Insecta; Coleoptera; Chrysomelidae.